This is a messenger RNA of Hevea brasiliensis (rubber tree), 1433 nucleotides long. Its product is annotated as putative cyclin-D6-1. Gene Ontology annotation, cellular component: cyclin-dependent protein kinase holoenzyme complex; nucleus; cytoplasm. The record is from RefSeq and is a predicted model, not a curated record. The transcript has 6 exons. The coding region runs from base 223 to 1251 and encodes 342 amino acids. Gene Ontology annotation, biological process: regulation of cyclin-dependent protein serine/threonine kinase activity; mitotic cell cycle phase transition. Lineage: Eukaryota; Viridiplantae; Streptophyta; Magnoliopsida; Malpighiales; Euphorbiaceae. Gene Ontology annotation, molecular function: cyclin-dependent protein serine/threonine kinase regulator activity.
UCAGCACAGAAAGCGAAGCUUCUCUUUCCAUCAUUACUAUUGCUCACCUUCUUUGCAUCACUUUUCUCUCACUCUCCUGCUGCUGCUACGUGCUGAGUGCUAACCUCUCUUUCCUCUCUCUAUUACAUAUACAAUUAUAUUCUCACGGGGACGCAUAACCAACAUAACGAAACACAGGUUAACAAGGAAACCAAACAAAAGAAAAACACACUGCAGAAGAAAAUGGAUUUUGAUCUCGAAAAUCCAUUGACGAGCCUGAAAGAACACCAAUUUGAUACUAUCCCAGAUCUGUUUGCCUCUGAAUCUGACCACAUGCCUUCAAUAAACUUCUUAACCUGCUUGGAAACCUGUGACUUCUAUUCCUCCUUUCGUCAAGAAGCCAUUUCCCUCAUUUUACAGGCACAGUAUUCUUGCAACUUUGAGCCCAUUCUUGCUUACCUUGCCAUUAAUUAUAUGGAUCGAUUCGUCUCCAGGCAAGAAAUCCCGCGAGGAAAGCCAUGGAUUCUACGACUUCUAGUAAUAUCUUGCCUUUCUCUGGCAGCAAAGAUGAAGAACGCACAUUUCUCACUCUCUAAUUUUCAGAGGGAAGAAAGUUUCAUCUUCGACGUGCAAACAAUUAAUAGAAUGGAGCUUCUCAUUCUUGAUGCUCUGAAUUGGCGAAUGAGAUCCAUAACACCUUUCUCUUUCGUGCAUUUCUUCAUUUCGUCGUUUGAACUCAAAGAUCCGCCAUUAACACAAGCUCUCAAAGAUCGAGCUACCGAGAUUAUUUUGCAAGCUCAUAAUGAGAAAAAGUUACUAGAGUUCAAGCCAUCAAUUAUUGCAGCAUCAGCCCUUCUUUUAUCUUCCCAUGAACUAUUCCCAGUUCAAUUUCCUUCUUUCAGAUGUUCAAUUUCCUCGUGUGAACGUGUCAAUAGAGACCAGCUGAUAAAAUGCUUCAAUGCGCUGAAAGAAAUGGUGGAAAUGGACUGGUACAAUUCAACGAUGGAUACAGUUUCGAGCACAAGAACCCCAUUGAGCGUGCUGGACAGGCAUUGCAUCAAAUCAGAAAGUCAGACCACCAACAUCUCUGCCACUGCAUUGCCCCAGAAUAGAGAAAUCAAGCGGCGCUCAAAACGAUUGGCUAUUACAGCAAGUGACAAUAUGGUCCAGCUGAAUUUCGCAGAUUCAAGCAGAGCAAAUAACUCUGUUUCGAGGGGAAAUUUGCAAUUGGUCAAUUCCUCAAGCGCCAUAACAGAACCCACAGAGGAAUAGCUUGCAAUGAGACAAUCUACAUCCCCAAAAAAAAUAAAAAAAGAGAAUUUAUUUGCGUUUAUGGGAUUUUGAGAUGGGGUAAAGAAGGUAUUGGGAAGGGACGACGAAUGACAAAACAGAGCUCUGAAUGUCAACUUUUUCUAUAUGUUUCUGGAUAAAUGGUUGUCUGUUUCCUGGUGGCA